Molecule: messenger RNA, 2291 nt
Organism: Xenopus laevis (African clawed frog)
Lineage: Eukaryota; Metazoa; Chordata; Amphibia; Anura; Pipidae
Gene: retreg2.L
Product: reticulophagy regulator family member 2 L homeolog
Exons: 9
Coding region: 222-1715 (497 amino acids)
Biological process (GO): substrate localization to autophagosome
Cellular component (GO): endoplasmic reticulum; membrane
Source: RefSeq, a predicted model, not a curated record
ACAGUCUCGCGUGAUGAGACUUGCGACAUCGGGAUUUACUGUGAGACAGGAGCCGAGGCGUUUGUUGUUAUGACAUGUACGUAGUGAUCCGGGAGUGCGGGCUGUGUUUAGAGAAUUGGGACUGUUGGGGCAGUAUGGGGAAUGCUUCACCGACUCACUGGCAGACCUUAUUCCCAUUUCCUGGAGUCGGCGGAUAAAGCGAAGCCUGAGCCACGCACAAUAUGACUAGCUCUGCUUGUUCUCCAGUCCAAGCCGUCAAAACAAUGCAGAGAGAGGACGCUACGUCGUGGGUUUGUGGGGAGUCGGAAGAGAGGAGCAGCAGUGCCCCCGGUUCAUUAGAAGAUGAUAUGAGGCAGUUAGAGACAAGUUUGCGCCUUCAGUUGGACGAAUGGGCCCCUGUGCUCACUGCUGUCCAGCGCCUGUUGGUGUGGGAAAGAGCCCUGCCUAGCCUACUCACAGCCGCCGCUCUCCAUGGAGUCUUCUGGCUCUUCUCGUAUCUGUCCCCAAGACCUGUGUUUCUGUUAAGCUUUUUCAUGCUAUUAGUUCUUUGUGUGGCACGCUGGAAGCCCUGGCUGGUAGCACACUUCAGAGCACCAUCUUUUGGAGAGUUUUCCAGUGAUAGUGAAGUCCUAUCAUCUAUGGCUGCAACAGGGCACCCCCGCCUUCUAAGUGUGCCUGAAUUGUGCCACUACCUAGCAGAGAGCUGGAUAACUUCUCAGCAGUACAUCCAGGAGCUGGUGCUCUACAAGAAGCAGAAACCUGGCACUUUUUGCGCUGUGGUGUGCUCAGGCUGUGCUGUAAUGGCUACCGUCGGACAUUAUGUGCCAGGGAUUAUGAUCUCCUAUAUAAUCUUGCUCAGUGUUUUGUUGUGGCCAGUAGUCGUUUAUCGUGAGCUGAUUCAGAGAAUGUAUACAGCACUUGAACCAGUUCUCAUGAAGUUGGACUACAGCAUGAAGGGAGAAGGACUGCACCGCUCACACAAGAAGAGGCAGGCAAAAAAAGAAGCUGAACAAGGUGAAGAAUUGGUAGCUGAAACAGAAAGUGAAAGUGAGAUUGAGCUCUCUGGAUUUUCUCCUGAGAUGGAUGUAAGACUUACGGCCUUAGCUCUAUCCAUUACGGACUCUGAGCUGUCUGAUGAGGAAGCCUCCAUUUUGGAGAGUGGUGGAUUUUCAGUCUCUAGGGCAACCACACCCCAGCUAACAGAUGUGUCUGAAGAUCUAGACCAACAGAGCACUGUGACAGAAGAAGGUUCUGCACCCAAAGAGUCCAGUGACUUGUCUCAGUGGCUAGAGCAGCGCCCAACUGAAGAGAAGCCUUUAUUUGAAACUGAUAUGGCACACUCACCUGUCCAUACUCUAAACUUAGAAACUGAAGAGCUGUUACCUUCACUAACCUCCCCUCUGCACUUUGUCAACACUCACUUCAAUGGAAAGGGACAAGCAGUUGGAUUGGCAGGUGAAGUCCAAUCCUUGAGGGAGGGCAGUGGGGCUAUUCCCUCUGGUUUGCAGAGCCCCAUAAUGCCAGUUGCUAUUCUGGGACCCCCUCUUUCUGAAGUACAAGAACCAGGAGAUGAUGGAGAGGAUUUUGAGUUGUUGGAGCAAGAGGAGGUAGAUCAGAUGGAGAAGGAGCUGGAAGAGGCCGAGAGGUACCGAGCUGCCAGUACAUCCAAAACCCCAGUCUGUUCUCAAAUGGAAGAAGAGAAACCUGCUUCCUAGGGCCUGCAAAGACUAGAGGUGUAGGGGAGGAACACAAGGCUCCUCUCUGAUAUUAUCUACAUGCACAGUAUCUGAUAGACAACUCUACUCAAGGGAAAGUUAACUUUUAGUCUGUUACAUGCAAAAGUAACUGAAGCAACUUUGCUGUUGGUCUUCAUUUUUUUCUUUUAUCCUUUUAAUACUUCACCAUUUGAGUUUCCAUCCUGCCUGUUUCCAAAGUGAAAUAUAAAAUGCUAUUGGCUUGUUAUCGUUAGUGAUUAGAGGAACUGUAAAACAUUUAGGACAAUGGCACGGGCAUCAAAAUUUCUGAAAUUGCUUCCCUUAAAUGGAGGUGGCUAUGGCCUGGACCAUAGUGAUGUUAAGCAAAUUGCCAUUGCGAUGAAUGUGAUGUUUACUGUGGGCUAGUGGACCUACACAAAUGUGCUGAAUCACUGAUUUUCCAUUGUCCUGAAGUAUAUUUUUACUAUAUUUUUCGUUGUUGCUCUUGGGACUGUUGCUAGGGCACUGAGCAUGCAGUUUCAAUCCCAUACUGGAGAACAAGAAAAGUUUAAAAAAAUUAAGACCAACUGCAAAUUU